UCUCGAAGCUGAAAGGACUCCCCCUCCCACCAUCGAGUUGUCGAAAGCUUGUCCUUGGGCUCCUUUUUGUCGUCUUCUUUUUCCACGACGCAUUUCCGCCGUGUCUCUCCGCAAAUUUACCCGCUCCGCAACGCAACUCGCAAAAAAUUUAGCGCGGUCGGAACUCGAACCUCACCGGAUAAGCGCCAGUAUUCAUUGGAACAUGUGAAAUCAGUCACAGUCUUGUCUGGCAAACGGUUCGCAACUGUGACAGUGACAGUGAUGUGCGACACUGCAGCGACAGCGUUCAGCUCCUCUCUCUCUCGUCGUUUGAGAACUGAGAGUCUCAAAUUGUGCCGCGCUGAUGGCGACGUCGAUUGCCGCACAAGCUUCGGUUAGAGCAUCUGCAUGCCCUCCACGUACAGGGAGUUCCUCGUCGGCCGAUGGGCGGCAACGGAAUGCCCGAUGCGCACAUCUGUGCGCCGCGCGUCCUGCCGCACAGUACAACUUGGCGCAAUGGCCGGCGGAAUUUUCGAGGGCCGCGUGUGCGCGUGCGGGGGCGGGCGAACGACCACGCCUCCCGGCGAUAUCAACGUUGGUCGUCUCUAGAAGAGCGAUAUCGGUUGUCGGUCGGUCGAGUGUGAGGAGUGGUUUCGCUGUGGGUUGCCCGGGCGAUCGCGGCUUCGUCGGAAGCGCACAGCCGCGAUCAUCGUCGUAUUGCGCGCUUAGUAGCGGUAGAGUGCGCUCGGGCCUUCAGGAUCCGCGAAAGAGCGCGCCAAAGCGCCACGUGGAUAACGCGCCGAGGCCGCUUGAAGCGUGGGAAAGCAUGGCAUCGGGACGCGUGACGGGGUCCAAAAGUAUGAAGAGCGGGACACGUGGUCGAGGAGGACCGUCAUCGAGGACGAUGUCGAAAAAAAGAAAAGUGGAUGUUGUGGAUGAGGAAGCAGCUGGCCGUUCCAUCACACAAAGCUUGUUGCCGAGGGAGGAAGGAGAGUCCAGCAAUGGAAUGACAUGGGGGGAUUGGAAAUUUAUUAUUUUACCAGUAGGGACUCGGGGUGGUACUUCCACCCAACCUUACACGAAGGAGGAGGAGGAGAAGAUGGYCGYCGUCCUGAGGGRAAGAAAGGAGAAGAAAGAGGCCAAGAAGAAGGCCCUACAGGAGGAGCAGGCGGCCAAGCUGAAGAAGAUAGAGGAAGAGAUGGCCAGGGAGAAGGAGAGAAUAAAGAAAGAAGAAGAGGAGAAGCUGAAAGAGGUGGAAGAGGAAGAAGAGGAAGAGAUGGCCAGGGAGAAGGAGAGAGUAAAGAAAGAAGAAGAGGAGAAGUUGAAAGAGGUGGAAGAGGAAGAAGAGGAAGAUGAAAUGCCACUGCAAAGGAAGAGGGGGCAGCACGGUGGCAGCAAAGAUGAAGAGAUGGCGAAACGGAUUUCGGAGUGGGUCGCCAACUUAUCCCUGGGUGAAGACGAAGAGGUAACUAUGUAUAUCCCCAAGGAUGAGCAGGAAGCCGCUAUGAAAAAAUGGGAAGAAGAAAAAGAUGAUCUGAAGCGGCAGGCGAUGGAAGAUGAAACGAGGAUGGUGUGGAAACUCGCAAUGAUGAGGGAGAAGAAAAGAAGAGUGGAGGCGGCAAGUGAGGCGGUUAAAGAGUUGGAGGAGGUGCAAAAACUAACUCUACGAUUGACCCCCCAGGUAGAACUCCAACAAAAGGUGGAUAUAAUUGCCCAGAGCGUCGAGCGUUUAGCGAAAGUACAAGAACAACAAUACGAGUUUAGCCGAAGUCAGGACAUAGCUGUGCGUUCGAUGCGGACGGGGUUCCGGGACUUUGCACGCGAAUUGGUAGGAGCUGUAGGAGCCGAGGUGAAUCAUCGCCUCGAGAAGACAGAGCGUUUUUGUGUUGGCGCCAUCGAAGGCGUCAAGGUGGCAGCUCCCAAGGAGGGCGAGCCGCGUCCUCAUAGGGAGCCAGUCAAAGUUAAGUUCCCUGAUUCCUACACUGGAAGGAGGGAAGAAAACUUUGACAAUUGGGAGGCCAAUGUCAAGACCUAUGUCUCCCCGGAUCAGCAUGUCUUGAUUGCGAUCCAUGCGCUCAGAGACGAAGCUGCCAACUUUGCAAGGUCCCUGGUUCGCGCCGCCGACUGCAAUGAUGAUGCAGUUGCGUAUUCGUCAUUCACUCCCCUCGCUGAGUUCAUGAAAUUGAUGCGCGAGCGAUUUGCAGAUGUUGCUCGCAGUGUCAAGGCCUCAGAUAAGCUCCAGACGAUCCAUGCUCAGGGAGUCCAGGCGUAUUUCCGCCUAGAGAAAGAUGGGAAAGUGGAGAAGGUUCUCCACUCCCUGACUCUCCUCGUAGAAAACAGCCUCCCAUUUGAUAUUGUUCUGGGGAUGGAUUGGGGAGAGGCAGCCGGGGCCACGCUCCAUUUGAAGGAGCACGAGUGUAGGCUCCCUAGUUCUUCAGGCGAGGCCAAGACUGCCCGCCUGUUCCAUGUGUCAGGGGUAGAGAAUCCCUUGGCACAUUGCUGCCUUAGUGCUCCUGCGUUCGCCAGAUUAGUGAAAAAGGAGAAGUUGGAGGAACAGGUUUUUGUUGCCUAUGUUAGGCGAGUGACUGGGCCUACGGAAGAAAAGCCGAUGGACCCUGCGAUUGCCAAGCUGCUGGAAGAGUUCAAGGACCUAACUGAGCCGCCGAUAGGAGUGGUACCGCGGCCCAUCCAGCACCGCAUUGAGAUAGAGCCUGGCAGUAGAACUCCUAAGGGCACUGUGUAUAGGAUGUCCCCACGGGAGCUAGAGGAGCUUCGCAAGCAAUUAGACGAGCUCCUCGAAAAGGGUUGGAUUAGGCCCAGUUCGUCUCCUUUUGGAGCGCCUGUUCUCUUUGUUCCCAAGAAAGAGGGAGAGCUGAGAUCACUGGGAGGUCUCCUCUUUGGUUAUGAUAUAGGCGCCACAUCAGAUGCAAUUCUUUCCUUAAAGAGUGCUACUUUAAGUGGAGUGUCAUGGCACAACCUGGAUUCAUUACAGACAGGCCUUGUGGUUAGCGGGUCCUUAGGGGGAGCGCUGCUCGGGUCAGCCCUUGCAUACGUCAUCGCAGAUCCAAUUGGGAGGCGAAUGGAGCUGAUUUUGUCUGCAAGCUUGUAUCUCUUGGGGUCAUUGGUACAGGGGGCUGCACCAGACUUGAUUGUGCUGGUUAUGGGCAGGCUUAUAUAUGGCAUCGCCAUAGGUUUGGCAAUGCAUGGUGCUCCAAUGUAUAUUGCUGAAACGGCCCCAGCUAGCGUUCGUGGGACGCUUGUGUCGCUGAAGGAGGGAUUCAUUGUGCUCGGCGUUUUGGCAGGGUACUUCGUUGGAAAUGAGACAAUCGAACUUCUUGGUGGGUGGCGCUGGAUGUUUGGCGCUGCUGCUCCAGUCGCUGUUGUGAUGGGUGUGGGGAUGGCAUUUCUUCCCCGAUCCCCUCGCUGGCUGCUUCUUCGCGCUCUGAGAGACCCAACUUGGUCCAACAGUCCACAAUCAGGAGCUCGGGCAGCGCUUUGUGCUCUCAGAGGAAACAAGUCUGGGAGGGGUAUUGACGACGAGAUGGCUAACAUGCUGGCGAGUAUAGAAACCCCAGGCGAGUCGGGUGACACUGCAUCCUGGGCCGAACUCGUUCAGGGUACCAAUCGGAAGGCACUCAUCAUUGGUACUGGGCUGGUCUUCUUCCAGCAGGUUACAGGUCAGCCAAGCGUUCUGUACUAUGCUGCAAGUGUGCUUAAGGUUGUGAGUCUGUUUCUGUUGUAUUUCUUCCUCGAAGGCGGCUCUGCAGAUGUUAGCGUUAUUGCCCUCCUGCUAUAUGUCGGUUGUUAUCAGAUUUCAUUUGGCCCAGUCUCCUGGCUUAUGGUAUCUGAGGUAUUCCCGCUGAGAGUGCGUGGACGGGCGCUCAGCAUCGCAACACUCGUCAACUUUGGUUCCAAUGCUGUUGUGACUUUUGGCCUCCCUCCUCUUCAAGAUCGAAUUGGAACAGGAAAUGCUUUUCUUGCAUUUGGAAUAAUCGGCGUGCUGGCUUUAGCAUUCAUCCUGUUUAGAGUCCCAGAGACAAAGGGCCUCAGCUUGGAGGAGAUCGAAAUGAAGCUGAGGGAUUCAUAAUUUCGAGAAGCUCGUAAUGUCCCGAACCAAGUGUGUUUUUCGAAUGGAUCAUUAUUCAUCAAUGAUUCAUUAUGAAUAAAAAUCUUAGUGAUAUCAACCCUUGGUCUUUGUUGGUUAUCCUUUGUAAAGUGUGUGUUUUUUUUUUUUUUUUUUUUUUUUUUUUUUUUUUUUGUGUUUAUCGGGUUCCUUGUUGGAUCAUUAUGAAAAAAAUCUUAGCGAUAUCGACCCUUGGUCUUUGUUGGUUAUCCUCUCUGUUUUUUUUGUUUUUUUUUUGUGUGUGUGUGUGUGCGUAUUGGGUUCCAUGUUGUCGUCAAUCUUCUUCGAUCUUUCACUGAGUUUGCCGGAGAGUGAAAGUAAAUGGAAAGAUAGAAGGUACUAUGGUCUUCACCAGAAUAGAACGCCUGGUCAUUAUUGCUGUAUUUAGACUGAAAGAUACCCAAAUACAUACAGCUAUAAUGACCGUAUGUUGUAUUCGGGGGAAGAAGGUAGUGGUGGUGUGUGUCCUAACACUGUGAAGGGGAGAAGAACAUUACCAGAAUGACUUUUUAGCACUAGCAUAAUUAGAUUGGAGUGCGGUCUCACCGAAAAGUCUUUGCAUUAUUGAAAAAAAAAAGAGAAACAAAAGUGUUGGACGCUA
Chara braunii is the source of this 4703-nucleotide messenger RNA. Lineage: Eukaryota; Viridiplantae; Streptophyta; Charophyceae; Charales; Characeae. The record is from the annotation of a GenBank genome assembly.